This is a messenger RNA of Eubalaena glacialis (North Atlantic right whale), 9347 nucleotides long. It is a transcript of the gene MICAL3, whose product is annotated as microtubule associated monooxygenase, calponin and LIM domain containing 3. Bases 461 to 6931 code for a protein of 2156 amino acids. The transcript is spliced from 41 exons. NCBI's taxonomy places the organism in Eukaryota, Metazoa, Chordata, Mammalia, Artiodactyla, Balaenidae. The record is from RefSeq and is a predicted model, not a curated record. Gene Ontology annotation, molecular function: protein binding; FAD binding.
GCCGAGGAGCGGCUGCGGUUUGAGGCGCUGGCCGGAGCGGGGUCGCCGCGGGGCUGGGGCGCCGGACGCCGCGGCCGAAGGGCCGAGGGGCGAGGUGCGGGACUGCGGGCUGCGGCCGGGACGCCGGCGCACUGCGGCAUGAGGCGGAGGUGUGCCAACUAGGAAUUGGACGGCUGAGCGCGUGGCAGUCAGGAUCCAAUCUCUGUCUGACUUCCAAGCCUGUGCUCGGAAGCCUUCUGGUGUCUGUGCCUCCUGAGAUCCUGCAUGGUUGUUCCCCUAAGGAAUUUUCCUUUGGGAAACAGAAACAAUGGCAAACAAUACUGCUUGGAUAUGAAUAACCCUAUGAUGACUCACAGGGUUGUUUCAGCAUGAAGAUCUAGCAGAUAUUAACGUGACGGCGUCAGGUGGAUCGACAGCCCCCCCACCGCCCCAUUUGUCAGGGGCCUGAGAGUGGGGAGACAUGGAGGAGCGUAAGAACGAGGCGACGAAUCGGGCUCACAUCCUCUUCGACCGGUUCGUGCAGGCCACCACUUGCAAGGGGACCCUCAAGGCCUUCCAAGAGCUCUGCGACCACCUGGAACUGAAGCCUAAGGACCACCGCUCCUUUUACCACAAGCUCAAGUCCAAGCUCAACUACUGGAGAGCCAAGGCCCUCUGGGCAAAGCUGGACAAGCGGGGCAGCCACAAAGACUACAAGAAGGGAAAGGCGUGCACUAACACUAAGUGUCUCAUCAUUGGAGCUGGCCCCUGCGGUCUCCGCACAGCCAUCGAUUUAUCCUUAUUGGGAGCUAAGGUGGUCGUGAUUGAGAAACGAGAUGCCUUCUCCCGCAACAAUGUCUUGCAUCUCUGGCCAUUCACCAUACACGAUCUGCGAGGCCUGGGUGCCAAGAAGUUCUACGGCAAGUUCUGUGCUGGAGCCAUCGACCACAUCAGUAUCCGUCAGCUUCAACUAAUACUUUUGAAAGUAGCAUUGAUCCUAGGCAUUGAAAUCCAUGUCAAUGUGGAAUUCCAAGGACUUGUGGAGCCUCCUGAGGACCAAGAAAAUGAACGGAUAGGUUGGCGGGCCCUGGUGCACCCCAAAACCCAUCCUGUAUCAGAAUAUGAGUUUGAAGUGAUCAUUGGAGGGGAUGGCCGCAGGAACACCUUGGAAGGAUUUCGUCGGAAAGAAUUUCGUGGCAAACUGGCCAUUGCUAUUACAGCAAAUUUUAUUAACCGAAAUACAACAGCAGAAGCCAAAGUGGAAGAGAUCAGUGGUGUGGCUUUUAUAUUCAACCAGAAAUUUUUCCAGGAACUGAGGGAAGCCACAGGGAUCGAUUUGGAGAACAUCGUCUACUACAAAGAUGACACACACUAUUUUGUUAUGACAGCCAAAAAGCAGAGUUUACUGGACAAAGGGGUGAUAUUGCAUGACUACGCCGACACGGAGCUCCUGCUCUCCCGGGAGAAUGUGGACCAGGAGGCCCUGCUGAGCUAUGCCCGGGAGGCGGCCGACUUCUCCACCCAGCAGCAGCUGCCCUCCCUGGACUUCGCCAUCAACCACUACGGGCAGCCCGACGUGGCCAUGUUCGACUUCACGUGCAUGUACGCCUCCGAGAACGCAGCCCUGGUGCGGGAGCACAGUGGCCACCAGCUGCUGGUGGCCCUGGUAGGGGACAGCCUUCUGGAGCCUUUUUGGCCAAUGGGAACAGGAAUAGCCCGGGGCUUUCUAGCUGCUAUGGACUCGGCUUGGAUGGUGCGCAGUUGGUCUCUGGGAAGGAGCCCCUUGGAAGUCCUGGCAGAGAGGGAAAGCAUUUAUAGGUUGCUGCCUCAGACCACCCCCGAGAACGUGAGCAAGAACUUCAGCCAGUACAGCAUAGACCCCGUCACCAGAUACCCCAACAUGAACGUCAGCUUCCUCCGCCCAAGCCAGGUGCGCCAUCUGUAUGAUACUGGAGAAACAAAAGAUAUUCAUCUGGAGAUGGAGAACCUCGUGAAUUCCCGAACUACCCCAAAACUGGCCCGCAAUGAGUCUGUGGCUCGUUCCAGCAAACUGCUGGGUUGGUGCCAGCGGCAGACAGAUGGCUACGCUGGGGUGAGCGUGACGGACCUCACCAUGUCGUGGAAGAGCGGCCUGGCCCUGUGCGCCAUCAUCCACAGAUACCGCCCUGAUCUGAUAGAUUUUGAUUCUUUGGAUGAGCAAAAUGUGGAGAAGAAUAACCAGCUGGCCUUUGACAUUGCUGAGAAGGAGCUGGGCAUUUCUCCCAUCAUGACAGGCAGAGAGAUGGCCUCGGUGGGGGAGCCGGACAAGCUGUCCAUGGUGAUGUACCUGACCCAGUUCUACGAGAUGUUCAGGGACUCGCUCCCCUCCCGAGACGCCUUGGACCUGAAUGCUGAGGAGAGGGCCGUCCUGGUAGCCAGCACUAAAUCCCCCAUCUCCUUCCUGAGCAAGCUGGGGCAGACCAUUUCUCGGAAGCGCUCUCCCAAGGACAAAAAGGAAAAGGACUUGGACGGUGCUGGGAAGAGGAGAAAGACCAGCCAGUCGGAAGAGGAGGACGCGCCCCGGGGCUACAGAGGAGGAAGGCCUACGCUGGUGAGCACCCUGAGCGACCGGAGGGUGGACGUGGCCCUUGGCAACCAGAACAAGGUGAAGUACAUGGCGACCCAGCUGCUGGCCAAGUUUGAGGAGAACGCACCCGCGCAGGCCACGGGCGUGAGGAGACAGCCGACACAAGAGCGUGGGCUCAGCCAGCCGUCCUGCUGCCUGCCUGAGCAGGGUCGCCCUGCUCCCGCCCCCCAGUGGAAACAGCGACAGGAAAAGGAGCAUUCUCGGACCUGCCCCAAAAAAGUGAUCACACUCUCUCCUCCCCCUACUCCGCCUCCCUGUCGGGCACGUGGCGACCAGCAGACGUACAGAGAUCUUGAUGCUGACAGCCGUGGCAAGCAGAGUCCCCACCACGAGAGGCCAGAGCCUGAGCCUUCUCGUCGAUUUUUUGUCGACCAGUGGGAGCUUUCUCUAAGCCUCCGCUCCGCCAGCCGCCCCGCCUCUCCCUCCUCUGACUUCCUACGACAGAAGUAUAUAAAGAUGUACACGGGCGGAGUGAGCUCAUUGGCUGAGCAGAUAGCCAAUCAGCUUCAAAGGAAAGAACAUCCUAAAACCCUUCUAGACAAGAAGGAACUGGGCUCCAUGAAGAAGGAGUUCCCACAGAACUUGGGAGGCAGCGACACCUGCUACUUCUGCCGGAAGCGGGUCUACGUGAUGGAGCGGCUGAGUGCCGAGGGCAAGUUCUUCCACCGGAGCUGCUUCAAGUGCGAGUACUGCGCCACCACCCUGCGCCUGUCGGCCUACGCGUACGCCCUCGAGGACGGUAAAUUCUACUGCAAACCACACUACUGUUACCGGCUGUCCGGGCCUGUACAGAGGAAGAGACCAGCAGUGGCCCCUCUGUCUGGAAAGGAGGCCAGGGGACCCCUGCAGGACGGCCCCGCUGCAGACACCAACGGACGGCCCAGCACCAGUGCCAGCCCUGCCGAGAGAACUCCAGGCCCGAGCGUGAACGGCCUGGAGGAACCCAGCAUCGCCAAGAGGCUGCGGGGCACCCCGGAGAGGAUUGAGCUGGAGAACUACCGCCUGUCGGUGCGGCCGGCGGAGGGGCUGGAGGAGGUGCCCGAGGAGACGCAGGCCGAGCACAACCUGAGCAGCGUGCUGGACACGGGGACGGAGGAGGACGCGGCCAGCAGCAGUUCUGAGUCCGAGAUGGAGGAGGAGGAGCCCCCGCUGCCCCCAUCGGACCUGGGUGGCGUGCCCUGGAAGGAGGCCGUGAGGAUCCACGCUCUUCUGAAAGGAAAGAGCGAAGAGGAGCUCGAGGCCUCCAGGAGUUUCGUGGCUGGGGAGGAGGAUGCAGAGGACGCGGAGGACACGGAGGACGAGGAGGACGAGGAGGACGAGGAGGACGAGUCUAGUGAAGGAGAGUACUGGCCCCGGGACAGAGAACUCCUGCAAGGCCAGCCGCUGGGGCACCUGCCAGAGGAAGAGGACAUGGGUACACAUGAAGCUGGGAGCCCAAGGCUGCAGCAGCUCGUAAAUCCAGCCGAUCCCUUGGAGAUCCAGGCUGACGUGCACUGGACGCACAUUCGUGAGAACCAGGAGGAGCGAGUGUCACCGGCCUCUGAGUCCCCUCCUUCCAGAGGGCCCGACCUUCCCUCCGUUCGCCGUGCAGCAGUGCAGGCCUGGCUGGAGUCGGUCUCCGGAGUCCCGUUUGACGAGGACGACCUGGAGGAAGAUGUGGACUCAGAGCCAGCAGAGGUAGAAGGCGAGGCAGCGGAGAAUGGGGACACGGGGGACACUGGCGCAGAGCUGGAUGAUGGUCAGCACUGGUCGGACGACGUGCCGUCAGAGACCGACACGGAGCUGCAGCAGGUGGCGGCGGGAGUGGGACUGGAGCUGCGGGUGUCUGAAGGCGAGGAGGAGCCGCCACCGGCCUCGGCAAGGCGCACAGAGAGAGGUCGCUUCCCAAUCUCCAGCCCCAGCCGGUCCCCUGAGGAGCACUCGGUCCUGUCCUCCCCAGCCCACAGCCCCAGGGCACAGGGCGCCCGAGCCCCGCUCGCCUCUGCAGCUGCCACGAAGGGAUUGCCCGCGGAGAGCCCUGUGCCAGAGCCAGAGCCAGAGCUCUCCCAUGGGGAGCCCACAGCCGGCACACCCGUCCGAUCACAGCCCGAAGCCAGGACGCCGCCCUCGCCUGCAAGCCCACAGCGCCGGUCCCCGCUGGCCCCCCUCCCCAUCUGCUCCCAGCCUCAGCCGUCCGCCGAGGCCACCGUGCCGUCCCCCACCGUGUCCCCCAUCCGCUUCCAGCCUGUGCCAGCCAGAACCUCCACCCCCCUGGCCCCCCUCCCCGUGAAGAGCCAAGGGGUCACCAAGGACACACUGGGCAGCCCCCUCCCUGGGGAUGAGGCCCUGAAACGCAGCGACCUGGUGGCAGAGUUCUGGAUGAAGAGCGCAGAGAUACGCCGCAGCCUGGGGCUCACGCCCGUGCGACGGGGCCCUGGACCCGAGCCCGGGUUCCAGCCCGCGCCCCUGCAGGCCUUUCCAGCUGAGAAGCUCCCCCAGGGUGAGGGACCCUGGCUUCUGAAACCCACACCCGUCCCCGGGAGGCUGGGGCCGCCCGCUGCCGGGGGGGCCCAGCCCUCCCCGCCCACCCCGGGGUCCCCACCUGGCAGGGAGCCAAAGGGCGCCCGGGCGGAGCACAGAGACCUGUCCAGCAGCUCGGGGCUGGGCCUGCAGGGCAGCUCCUCCCGCACCAGGACGCCCGGCAGCCAGAGCUUCAGCACCUCUGACUCCACCAUGCUCACGCCCCCCUCCAGCCCGCCGCCCCCGCCUCCCGACGAGGAGCCCGCCACCCUUCACGGGAAGCCGGCCCUGGCGGGGCAGCCCGCAGCCUCGGAGCCCCGAGCACCGGCCGCGUGCGCGCGGACCCCGCGGGAGCCCGCCCGGCCGCCCCCGGAGGAGGCACCGAAGCCAUUUGUGGAGAGCGUGGACGAGAUCCCGUUCGCGGACGAUGUGGAGGACACGUAUGACGACCGCACGGAGGACUCGAGUCUGCAGGAGCCCUUCUUCACGCCCCCCUCCCGCUGGCCCUGCCCCGAGCAGCCCCUGGCCCACGAAAGCGCCCGGGGGCCCGAGAGUGGGGUCCCGCCGCAGAAGCGGGGGCUGCCGCUGGUCUCCGCCGAGGCCAAGGAGCUGGCGGCCGAGCGCAUGCGGGCCCGGGAGAAGUCGGUGCGGAGCCCGGCGCUGAGGGACGCCAUGGCCCGGCAGCUGAGCAGGAUGAAGGAGAUGGACACCGUGGCCACCGCCCCCAGGGCCCCCAGGGCCCCCAGGACCCCGGCGCCCCGCAGAGCCACCGCCGUGCCCCCCAAGGGCCCCGAGGAGCCCACCCCAACGCACAAGGCCACGAGUGAGGAGGUCCCGUCCCCUCCCUCGGACUCAGGGGGCCUGGACGGCUCGGUCACCUCGUCCGAGGGCUCCAGCGGGAAGAGCAAGAAGAGAUCGUCCCUCUUCUCCCCCCGAAGAAACAAGAAAGAGAAGAAGCCCAAGGGUGAGGGCCGGCCCCCGGAGAGGCCCAGCCCCAGCGCCCUGGAGGAAGCAGCAGCCAAGCCCAGGUCCCUGUGGAAGUCCGUCUUCUCCGGGUACAGGAAGGACAAGAAGAAGAAGGGCGAUGGCAGGUCCCGCCCCAGCACCCCUUCCAGCGGGGCCACCGUGGAUGCCGGCAAGCCAGGGGCGUCUCCUGUCACGAGAGCAGAGCUGCGGCCCCGGCGCCAGCUGAGCUGCUCGGAGGACUCGGACAUCUCCAGCGACGAUGUCCUGGAGCGGACCUCCCAGAAGUCCAGGAGAGAGCCGAGGACUUACACGGAGGAGGAGCUGAACACCAAGCUGACCCGGCGCGUGCAGAAGGCGGCUCGGAGGCAGGCCAAGCAGGAGGAGCUGAAGCGGCUGCACCGCGCCCAGAUCAUCCAGCGGCAGCUGGAGCAGGUGGAGGAGAAGCAGCGCCAGCUCGAGGAGAGAGGCGUUGCCGUGGAGAAGGCGCUGCGCGGGGAAGCAGGUAUGGGCAAGAAGGACGACCCCAAACUGAUGCAGGAGUGGUUCAAGCUGGUGCAGGAGAAGAACGCCGUGGUACGCUAUGAGUCGGAGCUGAUGAUCUUCGCCCGGGAGCUGGAGCUGGAGGACCGGCAGAGCCGGCUGCAGCAGGAGCUCCGCGAGCGGAUGGCCAUGGAAGAUCACCUGAAGACGGAGGAGGAGCUGUCGGAGGAGAAGAGGAUCCUGAACGAGAUGCUGGAGGUGGUGGAGCAGAGAGACGCCCUGGUGGCCCUGCUGGAGGAGCAGCGGCUCCGGGAGAAGGAGGAGGACAAGGACCUGGAGGCCGCCAUGCUGUCCAAGGGCUUCAGCCUGAACUGGUCCUGAGCGCCGCCCCGGCCCUGGCUGGUCUGUGCAUCCGUCUGGCCAGGCUGGCUUCUCCCAGACCACCCAGAUCCGAGGUCUGAGCGGGCCUGGCGCCUCCUGGGAGUUUGCACUCAGACCUCCUCGGGGCUCUGAGAGCAGUCAAGCGCCGAGCUGUGGGAGCCCCAGGUGAAGAUGGUGGUCCAGUAGCUCAGCCUCCUCCAAGAGGCCUCCCUGUCCUCCUGCUUCGGAGACGGAGGAACGUGGGUCCCGGGGGGGACGCCUGGUAGGAGGGACACGGCUCCCCCCGCGACCCCCAGGCCCAGGGCUGAGGAGGCCCACCCCGCGGGCCCAGUGCCACACUCCAGGCCUCUCCUGGCUGUGGCCUGAGGCCUGAGGCUGCUGUAUUUGCUUUUAAUUCACGACACUGGAAGAUACUGACUUCAGGGUCGGGCGGAGACCCUCUUCCGGCCCCGCCACAGGCUGGCCUUGUCCUCGCCUCGUUCCUGUGUUUGCCCCGAGCGAAGCUGACAGCCUGGGAGACGCGGCCGCUUCGCACUCUCUUUGUCAAUUAACUUAUUUUUUUAAUACUUGAAAAGAAGCAACUUCACUUUUAUAUCUUUACCGGGAUACUGAUUGCCUGGCACCUGGGUAGGGGUGUGGAGGUGGGUCCCACCUGACCGCGCUGUCACUCCAUUCGUUACUCUUUCGUCGUGGGGCUGACCUGAGCCCUCAGGUCAGCAAGACCCCCGUGUGGGCCCCGGCGUGCAGCGCCCGUCCUCCUGUGCCCGGCCCCGGGCGUCCGUGUCUACACCGCUCGCUUGUCAAGGAUGCGUUUGAGCUGCUGGAGGCCACGCCAUGAGGCACAGAUGCCUCUUGGCCUCCCUGUUGGAAUUAUGGCUCUGCAGAACCCAUUUUUCCUCCGUUUUGGUGCCGAGGUCUCACCUCCCACAGCACGUUUAUUAAAGAAAGUUUUAGGCCGGUUGCACCAGAGUGUGGGACCCUGCUCAGCGAGGCCCAGACCCAGCCAGCUGGAGCUGCAGUGAUGGCACACUGGGGGACUCCAGUUGGGUUCACACACACACACGAGCUCCGGCCCAGCCCCACGAGCUCCGGCCCAGCUCCAGCCCAGCGCCUCUUCGUGGGGAGGCACUGGACGGGAAGCACCAUGGAGCCAGCUGGUGCCGUGGCUCAGCCAGAGGCCGGCAGUGUCCAGCCUGCAGAGCCACUGUUAGACUCUGCAGGGGCCGUGCUCGUCCACAGAGGAGCGAGGGCAGCGCCAGGCCAGUCCCGAGGCCCUCCAGCCGACUCCUGGUGGAGCGGGACCGCGUGCAGGGAGGAGAGGCCUCGGCAGGACAAGGGGCGUCCACGCCGACCUUGGGACGUCCUUGGGGAACCACAUCGUGCCUCAACUUGAACAGAGUCAUUCUCACUGCAAAGGAGCAAAGAACUGUCUUCUUCUUCAGUCUGUCCCAAAGCUGCCGUCUGCCCCCCUGGAAUCCAGGGCACGCGCUGCUCCAGCCCUCAUGGCUCUGACCUUCACCUCUUGCUUGAUGAGGUAGAGCCUCCAUUUCUAUUCUCCUUUCUUAAAAGGGGGAGCAGAGGGUGUUCUAGAUCCCGUCCUUAAAUCCCAGCCUUCCAAUAAAAUUGGGCUUGGGACAGGAUUCAUCGCCUGUGUGGCCUUUGCCUACCCUUCCCAUACCCUUCCCACCCACCGCCCCAGUGCACCGCAACUGCCAGGCCCGUCCCUCGAGCUUCUGCCCACCCAGGACGAGGACAAGUUUACAGAGUGGCCAGGAGGGACACGACACCCGCCCCUGCGGAAGCACACUGUGCCUGCAGGAGCGAGGACGGCCUGGAGGCUGCAGAGAAGCUCGGAAAUGCUCCCCCACUCCCUCCCGCAGGGCUACGACUUCAGGUUCUAGUAGAGCACUUUUUCUGAACGCUCCCGUUUUAUAACCACUAGUUUGCAGGUUGUUGUAGUGCCCUGCUGACGGCUGCAUGCAGUGUUUCCCAGCUCUGGAAAUGCACUCCGCUCCUGUCAAGUCCCCGUGAAGGCAGGGCAGCAGGAAAUCUCUCUCUCUCUCUGAAAUGCCACGGCGUGAGCAAGCCCAAGCCCGAGGCCCAUGCAGGGACAACCGGGUUCAGCUCCAGCAGAGGCAGGGCGGCAGCGCACCUCGCCUCAGGCUGAGGUCACCAGCGGCUCCACCUGGGGGUCCAGUCCUGCUCAGAUGGCAUCUUCUGGCCUUGGCCCCGGGAGCUGUUCUCCAGCUGCUCUGACCAGCAGUGAUAGACUAGCCUCUAUCUUUUCAAAGAGCAGAAUUUUUUCAGUGGGGCAGAAAGUGGGGAGAGUUUAAAGAAAACAGUUUUAAAGGUGGUAACAACUGAUCUACAAAGGGGAAUGGGCCAUUUUAUGCGCAAUAAAAGUUUUUAAAACAGG